This is a messenger RNA of Patella vulgata (common limpet), 2728 nucleotides long. RefSeq lists its product as uncharacterized. The coding region runs from base 294 to 2573 and encodes 759 amino acids. The transcript is spliced from 4 exons. The record is from RefSeq and is a predicted model, not a curated record. Gene Ontology annotation, molecular function: protein binding. NCBI's taxonomy places the organism in Eukaryota, Metazoa, Mollusca, Gastropoda, Patellidae.
UGUGUAUAUAUCACAAUAGGUGUAUAUAUAGGUAUUUUCAGUAUACCAACAAUAAAUUAAUUCUUACGAGUUGAUAUCUCGUUAUAGGAUUAUCAGAUUUAGGAUUACGUGGGCCGACAUUGUACAGAUACGUGUAAAUACAUAAUGGUUAGAGAUAAGAGGAGAAUUUAAUAAAUAUUUAAUUAGACAUGGCGGAAAAGAACAGAUGUGUAUUGAGUUACAUCAGUGCUAAUUCCGAUAAUUGGAUUAAUGGAAUAUAAACGUUAAUAUCUUCGUGUUCAGAAGCUGAAAAAAUGCAGUUUACGCUGUUUGUGAUUCUUCCAACCAAUAAUGACGUAUGUACUUUGCGUAAUGUUCAACAUGGAAUCUCCAUACGGGAAGUUCGCGGUCGUCUGGAACUUGAAGCCGGUCUUCCAGCGCAAAUUUACCGCCUGCAUAAUUCAGACGGACAAUACAUGCACGAAGAACACUGUCUUCUGUUGGAUCAUAACGUCUGGGAUGGCUUCGUUUUACGGACUCAACUUUUUGAGAGUUGGACGGAAUUGUAUACAAAUGUUCUGGCUAAUAGAGUUGACCUGGUUAUUAAAACCGGUGCCGUUAGAUGUAGUCACAAUAUGGCGAAAGAUCAAGAUGAACGACGUCAAGUUGAAACUAUAAUUAAAGAAAGAGGAUCGGUAGCUCUGUAUAUCGCUGCCUUUCAUGAUCUUUAUGAGAUGUGUGUUACACUUCUUAAAAUUGGUGUAAGUCCUAAUGGUCGGACCCCUUUCGGUAGAUCAUCACUGCAUGCUGCUGCCAGUAAAGACAACGACGCCAUCUUGGAUCUGUUAGUACAAGCUAGAGCUGACCUUGAUCUUAAAGAUGCCGGGGGAGAAACUGCUCUGUUGCUGGCUAGAAGAGCUUCAGCUAAGCUCUGUUCUAGGAAACUCAGAUUAUAUAAUUUAGACAAGAAUGGAUUAAGACCCAUAAAUGGCAUGGUUAAAAAUAUCAAAGUUAAUAUGCCAAAUGAUCAAAAGUUUCAAAAUAAGAAUGAUAAAAACGAAGCUACCCCAGUGCACCUGCCUAAACCACCGACGAACAGGCGGGAAGGCCUUGAAAAGGGCGGGAAAGUACGCGAUACUAGACAGGGUGAACUUUCUGGUCGUUCUAGUUCUCAAUGUUUUGUGUGGGAUAUCGAAGACGAUGCUAGAAAACAGUCGACUUCUCAAUUACGCGUUCAGACGGCAGUGAACACAAAACGAAAUGCCGUUAGAUGGAAAGAUGCGCCAUCUUUAAUUGAAAUUCGAAGACAUCCACCAAACUUAAGAGGCAAAUCAGCAACUUAUCCCAACACAAUUCUUAAAAAUACCACAUACACUGACAAUACCGAAAAAAGGAACAAUCUUAUUCGAACAUUAAGUCGUGAAUCGUUAGAGUCGAAUUCUUCUACGAUUAAAUCCGAGGCGGCACCGAGUCAGCCUGACAGUGAAAUGACGUUAAUGUCAGCCCCUGGUGAUGGUCGGCAACUUAAUAAUUUUGAUGCCAGAAGUGUAGAAAGUGCUCCAGCUAUGACGUCAGCUGAACCAACUAAAGUCAGUUCAUUGAAAGGUUCGCGAGAAAAAGGCAGUGUUCGGUUGCUUCCAUUUCGACGAAAACAAAAUGAAGGACCAGCUUCGAGAGCUAAACGACAAAUCAGAAUAGCAGAAAACCAAAAACAUAAAUACCAACCCAAAGAAAACUCAGAGAGUUUCGAUGAAUGGUUGGAAAAGAAAAGACUUCAAGAGUGUCGGGAAAGAUUACGUAGUCGAUCAGAUGAAGGUUCUCAAGGAAGCGAUUCAGAAGAUGGGAAAUCAACAGCUUAUGAUGAUUGGUUGAGGAAACGUGGUCACCGGAAGUUGAAUGAACAACGCGAGAUGACCGUGGAAGAACUGUACAGAUGGAAUGAUCGGCCAUUACGCGGUGUGGUCAUGAUCGGCCAGUCACAGGUAGAAGACAAAGACACUGUUUCACAGACACCAGAAACAAACUUGCGUGUUUAUCAAAACUGGAAACAGAAGCGACCCAAACCAAGGCAGCGACCUGUAGAUACAGAAACACAAAAGAAAGAACUGGAGAAAAAAAGGCAACAACUUCUGGCGGCAGCUGUGACGUUCGAUGAUUGGUUGGACCACACGGAAGAGAAGAAGCUAUUGAUGAAACAAAUCCUCAAAGCUAACAUGAAGGAACUGGAGAAAAUUGAAGAAGAAAACAUCAAAAAACGUUCACCAAGACAGAUAAGUUUUCAGAAAUGGAAUGCCCAGGCUCAGAAGCGGGAAAUGGCGGAUAGGAAGAAAAUGGAGGAAGAGCGAAUGUUUCAGGAAGCGCUUAGAGCUGAGCAGAUGCGCAGUAGUGCUUGUGUUACUCAUGCUCUUUGGUUACAGAAGAAAAGAGAAGAAGUUAAAUUAAAACAAACUGUAAAUAAAAACGACACGACAACAAAACAACGAGUGCAAAAUAAACCUUUAAAUGGUACAACGAAAUUAGAAGAUAUAACUAAAGGGAGAGAACUUCUACAACUUUUAAGAGAUAAAAGGCGAGGCUCGGCAGUGGCAAGCUAAUCAAUUAUUUUGUAAUAUUAUUUCCAAAGUGUUUCAUUGUCAGUGAUAUGAUUACUUUUCUGAGAUUCAAAGAUGUGUUUCUCUUCGUCGCAGUGAGUUAACUAUGUUGACGAUCAAAACCAUGUUGUCCCAAAUUAAAUUUAUAUAUUCAAUAA